Ochotona princeps (American pika) is the source of this 2331-nucleotide messenger RNA. RefSeq names its product RAB11 family interacting protein 4 (gene RAB11FIP4). Gene Ontology annotation, biological process: regulation of cytokinesis; endocytic recycling. Gene Ontology annotation, cellular component: endocytic vesicle; recycling endosome membrane; midbody. The record is from RefSeq and is a predicted model, not a curated record. Lineage: Eukaryota; Metazoa; Chordata; Mammalia; Lagomorpha; Ochotonidae. The transcript is spliced from 15 exons. The coding region runs from base 12 to 2000 and encodes 662 amino acids.
GGCCGGCGCGGAUGGCGGGCGGCGCGGGCUGGGCGGGCGCCCCCGCGGCUCUGCUGCGCUCCGUGCGCCGCCUGCGCGAGGUGUUCGAGGUGUGCGGCCGCGACCCCGACGGCUUCCUGCGCGUGGAGCGCGUGGCGGCGCUCGGCCUGCGCUUCGGCCAAGGCGAAGAGGUGGAGAAACUUGUCAAGUACUUGGAUCCCCACGACCUGGGCAGGAUCAACUUCAAGGACUUUUGCCGGGGGGUGUUCGCCAUGAAAGGGUGCGAGGAGCUGCUGAAGGACGUGCUGUCCGUGGAGAGCACCGGCACGCUGCCCUGCGCGCCUGAGAUCCCUGACUGCGUGGAGGAGGACAGUGAGAUCUCAACCCCCAGCUUCGCUGAUGGCGAGUUCAUCCCCACGGAGUCCGGCUUCUUCCCCGAGGACGAGGAGGAGGCGAUGACACUGGCCUCUCCUGAGGGCCCGCAGGAGUCAGACAUGGACAGCCCCAUGGAGAGCACCCAGGGCCUGGAGGGCUCCAUCAGACAUGCCAGUGCGGAGGAGAAGGCCCGGGCGCUUGGUGGCCUGUUUCUGCCCGAUGACAAGUCUCUAAUGCAUGCCCCUUCUGUGACGACGUCGGACUUGUCCACACACUCCACUGCCUCCCUCAUCAGCAACGAGGAGCAGUUUGAAGACUACGGAGAGGCCGAUGACGUGGACUGUGCUCCUAGCAGCCCCUGCCCGGACGAUGAGACCAGAACCAACGUCUACUCGGACCUGGGCUCGUCCGUGUCUUCCAGCGCGGGUCAGACCCCCAGGAAGAUGCGGCACGCCUACAAUAGUGAGCUGCUCGACGUGUACUGUGCCCAGUGCUGCAAGAAGAUCAACCUGCUCAACGACCUGGAAGCCCGGCUCAAAAGCCUCAAAGCCAAUAGCCCCAACCGCAAGAUCUCCAGCACGGCUUUCGGACGGCAGCUCCUGCACAACAGCAACUUCAGCAGCAGCAACGGCAGCACCGAGGACUUGUUUCGGGACAGCAUUGACUCCUGCGACAAUGACAUCACGGAGAAGGUGAGCUUCCUGGAAAAAAAGGUGACGGAGCUGGAGAAUGACAGCCUGGCCAAUGGCGACCUGAAGAGCAAGCUGAGGCAGGAGAACACGCAGCUGGUACACAGGGUACACGAGCUGGAGGAGAUGGUGAAGGACCAGGAGACCACGGCCGCCCAGGCGCUGGAGGAGGAGGCCCGGAGACACCGCGAGGCCUGCAGCAAGCUGGAGCGGGAGAAGAGCACGGAGCUGGAGCUGCUGCACAGCAGGGUGCAGCAGCUGGAGGAAGAGAACACGGAGCUUCGAACGACGGUGACUCGGCUCAAGUCGCAGACGGAGAAGCUGGACGAGGAGCGGCAGCGCAUGUCCGACCGGCUGGAGGACACCAGCCUACGGCUCAAGGAUGAGAUGGACCUGUAUAAGCGCAUGAUGGACAAGCUGCGGCAGAACCGCCUCGAGUUCCAGAAGGAGCGUGAAGCCACCCAGGAGCUCAUUGAAGACCUGCGGAAGGAGCUGGAGCACCUGCAGAUGUACAAGCUGGACUGCGAGCGGCCAGGUCGCGGCCGCAGCUCAUCCGGCGUAGGCGAGUUCAAUGCCAGGGCCCGCGAGGUGGAGCUGGAGCAUGAGGUCAAGCGGCUGAAGCAGGAGAAUCACAAGCUGCGGGAUCAGAACGACGACCUGAACGGCCAGAUCCUGAGCCUCAGCCUCUACGAAGCCAAGAACCUGUUUGCCACGCAGACCAAAGCGCAGUCCCUGGCGGCAGAGAUCGACACUGCCUCCCGCGACGAGGUAGCCGGCCCCGCCGUGCCGGGUCUGCUCGCAGGCGGCGCCAGCAGAGGGUCCGCCAGCGCAGGUUUUGCGCUCAUGGAAGCCCUAAAGGAGCAGGAGGAGAUCAAUUUCCGGCUGCGGCAGUACAUGGACAAGAUCAUCCUGGCCAUCCUGGACCACAAUCCCUCCAUCCUGGAGAUCAAGCACUGAGCCCCGGGGGUGGGCUGCAGGGCAGACCCCAGACCCUGGGCCGCGGGCGCAGACGGGCCACUCACCCGCACCCCGUCAAUGCAUCCGUGCCCACCACGUGUCCCACGUGCCAGUGUCUGUGUGCACGCGCCAGGUGUGAGUGGGGCCGUGGUUGGGGGUGACCCGUCCAUGCACUUUAGCCUCUUGGGUUGGGGCAGUAGGAACUGGAAAGGGAAGGGGCAAGGGCCGCUCCUGGGAGUGCCUGUGAGAGCAAGAACUGGAGGCCUGUACGUUGGGUCCUGGAUAAAUGAUUCUACCUCUGGGGAUUAGGAUUACAAAGUGAGUGAGAUGG